Scatophagus argus is the source of this 4171-nucleotide messenger RNA. It is a transcript of the gene grk7b, whose product is annotated as G protein-coupled receptor kinase 7b. The coding region runs from base 408 to 2039 and encodes 543 amino acids. Gene Ontology annotation, cellular component: cytoplasm. Gene Ontology annotation, biological process: regulation of signal transduction; signal transduction; protein phosphorylation. NCBI's taxonomy places the organism in Eukaryota, Metazoa, Chordata, Actinopteri, Scatophagidae. Gene Ontology annotation, molecular function: ATP binding; rhodopsin kinase activity. The record is from RefSeq and is a predicted model, not a curated record. The transcript is spliced from 4 exons.
AAGCAAUGAAGUGUGCGUACUUUACAUGGUAUUUUACACCCACACACCUCUCAGUGGCUUCUUUAUUUCACAACAAGUUAUAAUUAACCAUAUCUCGCUCAGAUCAGGAUUUGCCAACUCAUCAUGUCAUGCUAACAGCCCAAUUACUGUACACAAACACUUUGCAUCUUCCAAAAAUAGAAGAGCCUAAAGCCUCUUAAGUUCAAACCACAUAAGUUGCUUUCCCUUCAUGCUGUCUGCGAAUAAGCAUGCAAAGUCUAAGCUAACAAGAAUCUCUAAAGACUGUAGUACAUCCAGUGCUUCAAGAGACAUGGCACAAGAGGCAGAGGAUCUUCACAUUGCAGAUGCUUUAGGUGUUCAGUUGUGCCUGGAACCAGUAGCGUUAUAGUAGAUACCAUAUAUCCAAUAUGGGUGACCUGGUGGGACUGGACACCCUGGUGGCCAACACGGCAUACUUGAAGGCUCAGAACAUAGACCUGAAUGAGCUGAGGAAGCUGAGACUCUCCCUGACGCUGCCCAAACCAAACAAGUCCUCUGCUCUUCUGUCGACAGUGGGAAUGAAGUACGAGUCCCUGUGCGAGCAUCAGCCUAUUGGGAGGAAGUUGUUCCAGCAGUUUCUCCUGGUCUCUAACCCACAGUAUGUGGCUGCUGCUGAGUUUCUGGAGGAGUUGACUCACUGGAGCUUUGCUGAGGGUGAGACCAGGGAGGAGGCCAAACGGAGCAUCCUUACUAAGUUCUGUCAACCUGAGUCCAAGAGUUUUCUCUCCUACCUCACGGGAGGGGAAGCUGAAAAAUGGAAGGAUGUAUCAGACAAAAACUUCAAUGAGGUGACAAUGGACCAAAUGAAAGAAACCACAAUGGACUUCCUGAGGGGGGAACCUUUCUCAGAGUAUCUAAAAAGUCCCUUUUUUUAUAGGUUCUUGCAGUGGAAGGAGUACGAGAAGCAGAAGAUCACGAACAAAUACUUUUAUGAAUUUAGAACUUUAGGAAAAGGUGGCUUUGGAGAGGUGUGUGCUGUGCAGGUGAAAUACACAGGCCAGAUGUACGCCUGCAAAAAGCUGGAUAAAAGGCGCUUGAAGAAGAAAGGUGGCGAGAGGCUGGCGCUUCUGGAGAAGCAGAUACUGGAGAAGGUUAAUAGCCUCUUCGUUGUAAACCUCGCUUACGCUUUUGAUACCAAGACCCACUUGUGCCUGGUCAUGAACCUCAUGAACGGAGGAGACCUCAGUUUCCAUAUCUAUGAGCUUGGAGAGCGGGGCAUCCGUAUGGAGCGUGUUGUUUACUACAUGGCACAGAUAAUCACUGGGUUACUCCACCUGCACUCUAUGGACAUUGUGUACCGGGAUAUGAAGCCUGAGAAUGUGCUGCUAGAUGCCAAAGGACAAUGUCGGCUGUCAGAUCUCGGACUGGCUGUGGAGCUGCCAAAGGGGAAGACAAUGUGCCAGAAGGCUGGUACGUCCGGAUACAUGGCUCCUGAGAUUCUGAGGCACGAGAACUACAACAUGUCUGUGGACUGGUGGGCUGUGGGCUGCAGCAUCUACGAGAUGGUGGCUGCUCGUUUGCCUUUCAAAGACUUCAGAGAAAAGGUGCAGAAUGAGGAGGUGACUCGUCGCACUCUGGAGGACGAGUGCAAGUAUGAACACAAAGGGUUUGAUGCUCCCACCAAAGACAUCAUUAGCCGCUUUCUCAGGAAGAAGGUUCAGAAUCGUCUUGGGAGUCGUGGUGAUGACCCACGGAAACACAUAUUUUUUAAAAACAUCAAUUUCCAUCGCCUGGAGGCUGGGCUGGUGGAGCCCCCCUGGGUGCCAAAACCCAAUGUGGUCUACGCCAAGAACAUUGACAAGUUCAGAGACACCUCUGAGGUUGAGGACAUUACGUUUGAUGCCAAGGAUGAGAAAUUCUACAAGGAGUUCAGCACAGGGGCCGUCACCAUUCAGUGGCAAAAGGAAAUGAUAGAGAGUGGAGUGUUUGAUGAACUGAACAAACUCGAACUAAACAAUCACAAGACUGUGUGGGCGUCCAGGAUGUGCAUCAUUUUGUGAGCAUCGUUAUCUACUCAUCAGUACAUACAACUGGGCAAAACAUGAUUCACUUUGAAUACUUUAAAAUACAACACAAGGACUACAGUAUCUUUUUACACUUCCAGAGUGCCUGGUAUAAUACAAAAUAAAGCACCUAAAGUACCUUUUUAAACAGCUACUUGACUUCCUCAGUCUUAAUGUAUUUUCUCACAAACAGUAGUGGAGAAAGUAUUUAAUUCAAUUCAAUAAAAGUGCUACUAACGCACUGUAAACAUACUCUCUUACAAAUAAAAACUGUGAAUUGAAAAUGUUACUUGAGUAAAAGUAAAAUCAGGAACAUGUACUUAAAGUAUCAAAAGUAUUCACAGCAGACAAAUGUCUCCUGGGACUGAUAAACUAUUUUUCUUACUCAUGCGUUAAUAUAAAAGCAGGAUUUUACUCUUGCAGUUGAUUGAGGUGGAGCUCAUUCUAAUCUAAUAAUCAAGUGAUUAUCUAUAUUAUUUCUUGAUUAACUGAAUGAUUAUUUGGUUUGUAAAAAUUCUCAAAAUAGUAAGAAAUGCCUUCACAAUUACCAAGGUGACACUUUCACAGUGCUUGAUUUGUCCAACCAUCACUACAAUAUUCAUAAUGAUUAUUAACAUCUUUUGAGAGUCAGAAAAAUGUCUUACACCAUUAUCAAAAUGGUUACCAACUAAAUCAGCUAACUGAUUAAUUGACUAAUCAUUGCAGAUAUACAUAUUCAUAUUACAUAUAUUGUUGAUUAGUUUAAUUUUUGAGUUUUGAGUGCAAAAUUCUUAGUUUAUAAGGUAACUAAAGCUGGUGCAGUAAAAAAAAAAAAAAAAAUCCUAUUUCUCUCAGUACUCAGACAGUACUUCAGUAAAUGUACUCAGUCAUAAUCCACCACUGGUUACAUAAGAGGAAUCACUUUCGAAUUUUCGAUUUUACCCCUUAACACUGUAAUUUCUGAUGCUGCAGCCAAACAUGAUGAGAAACAACAAGCACCCCAUAUUUUUGUUUUCGGUCUUGAGUCCAGAUGGAAACACACUGCCGACAAAGUGCUGCAACUGCUGCUUCACACUUUGCCCUUUAUUCCUGGUGAGACAGCAGAUCCCAGCACAUUCAUAGUUUCCAUUGCAUCACUCGGCCAUUUUGGCAGGCCUAAAUGUUUACAUGUGUUUGUAAACAAGCUACAUAAUGUUUGUAUGUCAUUAAAUAGCAGCAGGAUUAUUGGAUCCGUGGGAUUUGCAGUAAUGUGCCACAUUUGUUCGAGAUUCAGAUUGAAGUCUCACAUAAAUGCCAUGAAUGCCUUUUUCUCAUGUCGAUUUGUAAUGCGUCUUCAGUGCUGCAGUAGCACACAUUAACCACUAUGUGCCACCACACACCCACUGAGUGCCUCCAACCUCCUGCAGCGCUCUUUAUCAUUGUCUCUAUUAUUCUGGCUGUGCUGCUCAGGUAUUUACAAGCACUGGAUGACUUGUUCAGGUUUAACAAGAGGAUGCAGGGAGACAAAUUGUCAUGUUUUUUUUGUUGUUGUUUUUUUUCACAAUAAAAAAAGGUGUUAACAUUGAAUUUUUGGCUUUCGCAAUGCAAUACCCUCCCAUCACUCCCUCAAAUCACCUUGUGUUUACAAGCCAUAAACAACCUGAGAAAAAGGUUAUAACGUAGCACCAACAAACAUCUAUUUAGCUUUCACAGAUGGUUAGUUCUUGCAUCCAUAUAUGGACUUCUAGUCACGUCAUAGAAUGAGAUGUUUUGUAAGGACUUUAACAUCUUAGACCUUUGGGCUACAUGGAUGCCCCAGAUGUCUUAUUUCUUACUCACAUUGUAAUUUCCACCUGUGUUGUGCUUUGUUCUACAAGUCUUAAAUGAAGAUAUAUUUUGUCAUGUGUCAUGUCUGAGUUUAACUCAUAAAGAUUUGCAUUGUCAGUACCUAACAGUGCCAGUAAUAUUUUGUAUUAUAGUAAUAAGUUGUUUUAUGGCAAUGACUUCAUUUUCUCAUAUUUUAUGUGUCAUUUGUGGCUUGUAGUUAUUUUAAAUAGUUGGUUAUUGCUGUCUUGCCUCAUGCAUGUGUCUUUCACAAUGAUGUUUUGUGCUCUUUUUGUAUGAAUUGUUUGUUGGUUGACAACGUUUUUACAAGAUGUGGUGGAAAAACC